GGUACGGAACUCAUCCAUGUUUAUAUAUAAACCUACUCUCACUAUAUAUUCUGACACUUGCGAGCUAGGUAGUGCCAACAACUGCUAAUAAUCUCCGAUCUGCUUGCGAUAAACAUGGAGCCCCAUCGAAGCAAACCCAUCUCAAAUUCUUGUUUUCUUUUCUUUUUACUUCUAUUCGCGUAUUCCAGAUCACUCACAGCUCAAGAAGUCGAGGAUGAAAGAGAGUUUGAUUAUCUUCGGGAGGGUGGAAAGGGGCCAAAGCAUUGGGGAGAGAUUAAGGAAGAAUGGGCGGCGUGUAACAACGGGAGCAUGCAAUCUCCAAUAGAUUUAUCAAAUCACAGGGUUACAUUAUUCCCAAACUUAGGGAAGCUCAAGACCAACUACAGACCUCGUAAUGCAACUAUCAAGAACAGAGGCCAUGAUAUUUCGGUUGAAUGGGUGGGCGACGCUGGAACAAUUAAGAUAAAUGGUACUGAGUAUCCGCUAAAACAAUGUCACUGGCAUGCCCCAGCGGAGCAUUCCAUCAACGGCAGAAUAUAUGACAUGGAGCUCCACUUGGUUCAUCUAAGCCCCGAUCCCAACGUAGCAAACAAGAUCGCUGUCACUGCAGUUCUCUACAAGUUUGGUCGUGCAGAUUCUUUCCUUUCUACGUUGAUGAAGGACGUAGAAUCGAUGAUUGAUCAAAAGGAAGAGAGAAGCAUGGGCAUUAUUGAUCCUAGAGAAAUCAAAAUUCGUGGGGAAUCCUAUUACAGAUACAUGGGUUCACUCACUGUUCCUCCUUGCACUGAAGGCGUUAUUUGGACCAUCAAUAAAAAGAUACAUACAGUCUCAAGGGAUCAAGUAAAUCUAUUUCGAUUGGCUGUGCAUGACUAUGCGGAGGCGAAUGCAAGGCCAGUGCAACCACACAACCUUCGAGAUAUCAAGGUCUAUCACAAAAGCGCAAGGAGCACAAAUAAGUAUUGAUCAUAUCUGGGGAUGAUAAUUUUCCCUGCGAAUUUGGGUAUUCGCGGGAAUUUGACCUUAAUAGGUUGGUAAAAUGGUGACGGCGUCUUCAAUUGGAAUAUGUUAUAUUUUCUAUAUUUUGUGGGCAUAAAAUAUUAGUGAACACUUUUUAUGUUUUUUAUUUUUUUUUUAUUUUUUUCUCAAAGAGUUGAAUUUUA
Molecule: messenger RNA, 1160 nt
Organism: Malus domestica (apple)
Lineage: Eukaryota; Viridiplantae; Streptophyta; Magnoliopsida; Rosales; Rosaceae
Product: alpha carbonic anhydrase 7-like
Biological process (GO): one-carbon metabolic process
Molecular function (GO): zinc ion binding; carbonate dehydratase activity
Source: RefSeq, a predicted model, not a curated record